AUGGAUACUAGCACUACAACUACAACUACAACUACAUUACAACCGGUAGCGGCUUUGCGGCUGAAACCAUCUAGAGCAAAAACUUCAUCAUCUAUUCAAACUAUACAUAAUUCAACCCAAGAUCAACCACCAAAAUUUAAUCAUCAAAAAUCUUGCAUCGAAUAUCCUACCAUACAUGAAUCCUCAUCAUCUGAACCAAAUACACAACCGCCAUUUUAUUCACAGACUUCAAGCUCUUCUACAUCAGACAUUCCACUUCCCACAAGUCUAGUCACAGGAAGAAAAGCAACUCGAUCUUUACGUAUAUUUCGUGAAACGGUAAAAAAUGAAGAAUCCCGACCUAGCAAAAAUGACCAAGAAGAUUCUUCACGAGGCAAAAUAGCAUCUCCAAGUCCAAUCAAACCAAUCACCACAGAAGCUAUAGAAUUAGAGCCAGUAUCAUCAGCAACUUAUAUACCUCAUACACCAGCAGUUGACCACUAUGUUACUGGGCUCAGCAAAGAAUAUUCUCCGGACCCAAGAGAAUCAACUGGUCCUCAGCAUUUGAAAGCUAAUGUGGAGUAUGAUCAUGGCUUAAAUGGAGAUAUAACAAACAUAUCAUCCCUUUAUAAUACUAUAGAUACCCCUGAUGAAAUUAUUGACAUUGAAAAGGCAUUAAUUAGACUUUCAAGAUCAUCUACCCCUCAAAUCGAAGAAAAGUCAACCAUUCCCCAAAUACCAACAGUUGAAGAUUUCCCCUUUAUUCCCCCUCCCAAUAAUAAUAAUGAACAAAUCGAACCACAAUUCCCAUUGGCUGUUGAAUUAAGACCAUUCAAGAAUAGAGUUGGAGGACAUACGGCAAUUUUUUCAUUUUCAAAACGUGCUGUUUGUAAAGCAUUAGUAAAUCGAGAAAAUCUUUUUUAUGAAACUAUUGAAUUACAUCAUUCUAACUUAUUAAAAUUUAUGCCAAAAUAUAUUGGAGUUUUAAAUGUUCGUUAUUCAAGUGUUAUUAAUGAAAGUGUUGAAGAUCUUUCUGAACAAAAAGAAAAGGAAUUGUCUAGUCAAGAUUUAAAAAAUAAUGGCAUUGACAUCACCCCAACCAAACCUUUACGGAAACAUCAAGAUAUUAUGUCGGGAUUAAUGACUCCUGAAGUUGUAUUAGAUGAUAAUAAACAUAUUAUCCCCGAUGAAUUAUGGAAAAAAUAUUCCUCGUCAUUACCCUCUCCAAAAUAUGGUGAUUCGGAUUUGACAACAGGUAAUGGUAUGUUAGGAUCCAAAAGUAUUCAACUCACUCGUGAUCAUUCUGUCCUGAGUUCAAUUCAUUCACCAAGACUAUGUAAUCCGGGAUCAACUUGUAUCAACACCGAAUUACAAGUUAAAGUAUUACAAGAAGUUUUUGAACCUUCACUUAAAUUGAAUAAUAAUGGAAGUCAUAAUGAUGAUAUUUUUAGUAUGGAUGAUGAAGCUGCUGAUAAUGAUCAUUCAAAAUCUCCAUCUCCAUCAAUUAUGUCCAUGAAUUAUUCUUCAACUUCUCCAAUACCUGUUUUACGUAAACAUACUCGAUUUGAACGAUUUAUAUUAUUGGAAGAUUUGACGAGAAAUAUUAAUCAUCCCUGUGUUUUGGAUUUAAAAAUGGGUACUAGACAAUAUGGAAUUGAAGCCAGUGAGAAAAAGCAACAAUCACAACGAAAUAAAUGUCGAUCAACAACUUCAAGAAAAUUAGGAGUUAGAAUAUGUGGAUUACAAAUCUUCAAGCAUAAUAAUCAAAGAAUAUUUAAAGAUAAAUAUUUCGGAAGAAGAGUUAAGAUUGGUAAACAAUUUUGUAAAAUCUUAGCCAAGUAUUUAUACAAUGGACGAGAUAAUUAUUCAAUCAUGUAUCGAAUCCCCAAUCUAAUUGAUCAACUUGUCGAAUUAUAUCAAAUCUUCCGAGAAUUACCCGGAUACAGAAUGUAUGGAUCCUCGAUUUUGUUAAUGUAUGAAGGAGGUGGUGAACGUUAUGAUCAUGUCAAUGUGAAAAUUAUCGAUUUUGCUCAAUCGGUAAUUGCUGAAACUGAAGAGAAUCAAAAACCAAAUAUCCCACCUCAACAUCCAAAAUUACCAGAUAUGGGAUAUUUGCGGGGACUUAAUUCGUUGAUUGGUUAUUUUAAGUUGAUAUUUAAGAUUAUUAGUGGUGGUAGAGGUGAUAGAAAUACUGAUGAAAUGAGAGCAUGGUUGUUGAAGCAUAAAUUGAAACUCCAAUCUGAAAAUAAUGUAUGGUUGGAUGAAUAUGCUGAAGCUAACAAUCAAGGUGAACAAGAUGAAAUUGAAGAUGUUGAAGAGGAAGAUGAUCCAUUUGAUAUUGAAUAUCCUGGAUAUACAGAUGUUGAAGAUGAAGAGAUUUCAGAAUAA
This is a messenger RNA of Hemisphaericaspora subhashii, 2367 nucleotides long. It is a transcript of the gene KCS1, whose product is annotated as inositol polyphosphate kinase. Gene Ontology annotation, molecular function: inositol hexakisphosphate kinase activity. NCBI's taxonomy places the organism in Eukaryota, Fungi, Ascomycota, Pichiomycetes, Serinales, Debaryomycetaceae. The record is from RefSeq and is a predicted model, not a curated record. The coding region runs from base 1 to 2367 and encodes 788 amino acids. Gene Ontology annotation, cellular component: nucleus; cytoplasm. Gene Ontology annotation, biological process: inositol phosphate biosynthetic process; phosphatidylinositol phosphate biosynthetic process. The transcript has a single exon.